Chondrus crispus (carragheen) is the source of this 972-nucleotide messenger RNA. Its product is annotated as Uroporphyrinogen decarboxylase 2, chloroplastic. Gene Ontology annotation, molecular function: uroporphyrinogen decarboxylase activity. The transcript has a single exon. Bases 1 to 972 code for a protein of 323 amino acids. Gene Ontology annotation, biological process: porphyrin-containing compound biosynthetic process. Lineage: Eukaryota; Rhodophyta; Florideophyceae; Gigartinales; Gigartinaceae. The record is from RefSeq and is a predicted model, not a curated record.
AUGAUGCGCCAGGCCGGCCGCUACAUGAAGGUCUACCAGGAGCUGGCGAAGCGCCACCCGUCGUUCCGCGAGCGCUCGGAGAACCCGGAGCUGUCAAUCGAGAUCUCGCUGCAGCCGUGGCGCGCCUUCCGCCCGGACGGCGUCAUCCUCUUCUCGGACAUCCUCACCCCGCUCCCCGGCAUGGGCGUCCCGUUCGAUAUCCCGGAUCGCGGCCCGGUCAUCGACCCCCCGCUCAGGACUAAGGAGCAGAUCGACGCCGUGCAUGAGCUCGAUUGUGAGAAGACCGCCCCGUUCGUUAGGGAGACGCUGCAGGCCCUCAAGAAGGAGGUGGAUGGCCAGGCUGCUAUCCUCGGCUUUGUUGGCGCCCCGUAUACCCUGGCUACAUACUGUAUCGAGGGCGGCUCUUCCAAGAGUUAUACCACUAUUAAGAAGAUGGCCUUUACAGAGCCCCAGUUGCUGCACACCUUGCUGACUAAGUUUGCAGAUAACAUUGCUGCCUAUUGUAUCUUCCAGAUCGACGCUGGCGCCCAGGUCGUGCAGAUGUUCGAUUCCUGGGCGGGGCAGUUGUCCCCGCUGGACUACGAUGUGUUUGCCGCCCCUUAUCAAAAGAGGGUUGUGGACAAGGUCAAGGCUGUGCAUCCGGACGUACCGUUCAUUAUGUACAUCUCGCAAGGAGGUAUGUUGCUCGAGCGCAUGGCUGCCACGGGCGUCGAUAUCGUCUCGGUCGAUUGGACCGUCGAUAUGGCCGAGGCCCGCAAGAGGCUGGGACCGAAGGUCAUGGUGCAGGGCAAUAUUGACCCGGCAGUUUUGUUGGGCUCCAAGGACUUCAUCGCGGAAAGGACCUUGGAUACUAUUCAGAAGGCGGGCAGGACGGGGCAUAUCUGUAACUUGGGGCAUGGCGUUUAUCCAUCCACGCCGGAAGACAAUGUCGCCCACUUUUUCAAGACUGUACAGGACUUCCGCUGGGACUAA